Molecule: messenger RNA, 841 nt
Organism: Daphnia carinata
Lineage: Eukaryota; Metazoa; Arthropoda; Branchiopoda; Diplostraca; Daphniidae
Exons: 5
Coding region: 106-744 (212 amino acids)
Source: RefSeq, a predicted model, not a curated record
UGUGCUAAGAUCUGUUCACACUGCAUGUGCUUGUGUGUGUGAAAAUUAUAGGUUUUACCAAUCAGCUCAUACAAAUUCUUUGAAUAAUUUACAGAGACAUAGAAAAUGGUACGCAUAAAACAUAAACACAAUUCAACCCUUCUGAAUGCAGGUUCAUUUUCUCUUCCCAAUUGUACGAACAAGAACUCAACCCUAGUUACAGCCAGCUAUACCAAAAUUAAAGCAUUUCCUAAGCCAGAGGAUAUCACAGAAACUAAAAGUAGUGGAAAAAUUGUUGAAUAUGAAUCCUGUUGUAUAGAUGGUUUCGUUAUUUAUUCAUUCGCAACUGCCGAAGAACAACAUGAGUUCUCUCCUUCAACUGCGUUAAAAGUGUUUCCUUCACCCAUUAUACCUAAAGCACUAAAAAAAACAAAGAUCCUGGAAGAAAUAACACAUAGUGUUGAAAAAAAUGAAAAUGUUACCUGUACUCGCCAGAAAAAUACUUGCACGUCGUGUGGCAAAGAAUUCGUGUUUCUGUCGUCUUUGGAAUUCCAUCUUCGAAGUACAAUACCAAAAGACUCAGUAAUUUUCGAGUGUGAGUUUUGCCCACAUCUUUCUUACGGAAGCGACACGAUGCGUAUGCAUGUACGGCAUUUGCAUGGAAAAAGGCUUUAUGACCAGUUCAGCAGCGACGAACUGAGAGAAUUGUUUGACGAACAAAUUCCACCCUGUAAUCGGGAUUGCAGUAAUGCAUCAAAUAUUUGAAAAGAAUCAGCGAAUCAUUUUUUUUUAUACCAAACUUUUUGUUUUAAAGAAAUGGCAAUUAUUGGUUGCUAAUUCCAUUAAUUAACAUUACGUUAUU